Messenger RNA from Pipistrellus kuhlii (Kuhl's pipistrelle), 646 nucleotides. RefSeq names its product neuromedin B (gene NMB). The transcript has 3 exons. Gene Ontology annotation, biological process: positive regulation of hormone secretion; neuropeptide signaling pathway. Gene Ontology annotation, molecular function: neuropeptide hormone activity; neuromedin B receptor binding. The record is from RefSeq and is a predicted model, not a curated record. Lineage: Eukaryota; Metazoa; Chordata; Mammalia; Chiroptera; Vespertilionidae. Gene Ontology annotation, cellular component: neuron projection. Bases 61 to 543 code for a protein of 160 amino acids.
GAGCGGAGCCGCUGUGCAAGCUCGCUGCUUUGCCUUGCAUCCUGCAACCCGGCCACCGCGAUGGCCCUGCGGGCGGGGGGCGCCCGGUGGCUCCUCGGCGCCGUCUUGCUCUUGGCUCUGCUCGCUGCCAGCACCGCCUCCCUCGGCUGGGACCUCCGCGAGCCCCGCAGCCGGGCCGGCAGAAUCCGUGUGCACCCGCGGGGCAACCUCUGGGCCACAGGUCACUUCAUGGGAAAAAAGAGUCUGGAGCCCCCUGGCUCAUCCCUCCUAAAGACAGCGCCCCACGUCUCUCUGGGGGAGCAGAGACUGCAGCUGAGUCACGAUCUGCUCAGGAUCCUCCUGCUGAAGAAAGCUCUGGCCAUGAGCCCCCGAGGCCCAGCGCCUCACACCCAGGAGGCCGCUGGUGCAAAUGCUGCAGAAGUGAUGGCAUUGGCGAGGAAGACCCAGCAACGUGGCUUAGACUGCGCCCAUCCCGGGACCCUGGAAGUGGCCCCAUCCGGAUGUAAAUUCUGGGCUCAAACCGCUGUCACUCCAUUCCUGUGAUCUGCGGUCGGGUCACCAGGAAUAUCACCAGUGCAAACACAAAUGAUGUCCCUGCUGUAUUUCUUGCUUCCCUGUUGAAGUUGUGAAUAAAGCCCUGCUCUUU